UCAAUUAUUUUAUUAUGUUAAAUCUUAAUGCUUUAUCUGCUUACUGUUUAGUUGCUAAUCUUGGAAGUUCUACAAAACAAACUAAAGUUGAAAAGGUGUACCUAUUAUUGUUUAUUAAUUAAUCUUACAUCUUACCCAAUAAUUUAAUAGGCUACUAUUGUGCUGAGCAUUAUGUCUAUGUGCAUGUGAUUCUAGGCCUAUGUGUAGAAGUAGAAAGCUAGAUCAAAUCCUACAGUAAUAUCCUAGAAAAUAAAAAAAAAUUGAAACCAUUUUACCCUACAUAAGGAUGCUUGGCUAAUAAAAAUGGAAAGGCCUAAAGAAACAACCACAACAAACAAUAAACAAUUGCCAGCCUGGAUGAAAUCAACAUCAAAACUGGUUAAAGACAGAAACGCUAGCCCAAGCGAUUCAUUUUUACAUGAGGAUAGACCAUUCUUGAAAUUCAAAGGAAAAGUUAGACAUUCAAACAAAAUUGGGGACUGCGGAUAUGUUUGUGAAGCCAUUUUAGAGAAACUUGAGGGUUUAAAGGAGCUUGUUGUGGGGUUCGAUCUGGAAUGGCCUGUUCAAUGGACAAAGGGAGAAAGUCAGCACAAAACUGCCCUUAUACAAUUCAGUCCCAGCGUUGGAGUUUGUUAUAUCUUCCAGGUGACAGAAUGGAAGAAAUUACCUAAAGUGUUCAUCGACUUCAUCAGCCAUCCCAAAGUGCGAUUGGUUGGAGUUAAUAUCAAAGCAGACAUCUGGAAGCUGGGAAGGGAUUUUGAUAUCUCUGUCGCCAACAUCGUAGAGAGUAAUGUCAUUGAAUUAAAAUCUUUAGCAAACCAAAUCUUCUCUACUCAAGAAAUGUGGAGCCUAGAUCGACUUGUACUGUAUGUGCUCAAAAAACAACUUGACAAGUCUGAUGUAAGGACCAGCAACUGGGCUCAAAAAACCCUUACAACUCAUCAGCUGGGCUAUGCUGCCACGGAUGCUUAUGCAUCUUUGCUGACGUACCUACGACUGAAAGAGAUUGAAGAACAAAACUCAAAAGACAAUGUCGCCUCAUAACGCAUCUGGAACCUCGGCCCCUUAGGCUGAAGUGAGGCACUGAUGAUCAAUUCAAAAUAGCUAGUUGUGUAGCAGGAUAACUGUCCAUGUGAAGGAAUGUACAAACAGAGAAGUUGACCAGCCAACUACAACAGUCGAGGCUCUAUCCCAAGCCAUGUGUCAAGCGCUAAACUUGUAAAUUCCAAAAGUAAGGUUUGUGCUGACAGUAGAGUUUGAAAGCAGAGACUCCACUGGAUAAGGGAUGAUUGACAAGAUCUGUGAAAUCGGACUCCAAAGCUCCAAUUGGCUUGUGUGAAGGGGCUCAGUGGUUUAUUGUUACUAUCAUGGAUUUGCUGUAAACUGUUCUACUGCUUUUUUAGUUGUUUUUAUUGAAAAAAUGUGACAUACUGUUUUU
Molecule: messenger RNA, 1438 nt
Organism: Macrosteles quadrilineatus (aster leafhopper)
Lineage: Eukaryota; Metazoa; Arthropoda; Insecta; Hemiptera; Cicadellidae
Product: 3'-5' exonuclease-like
Exons: 8
Coding region: 304-1044 (246 amino acids)
Biological process (GO): nucleobase-containing compound metabolic process
Molecular function (GO): 3'-5' exonuclease activity; nucleic acid binding
Source: RefSeq, a predicted model, not a curated record